UUUCUUUUUUUCUGUCUUUCUUUCUUUCUUUUUUCUUCAUCUCUUUCCUUUUUUUCUUUCUUUCUUUCUUUCUUUCUCCCCUUUUUUCUGUCUCUCCUUUUUUCUUUCUUUUUCUUUCUGUCUUCUUUCUUUCUUUUUUCUUUCUUUAUCUCUUUCUUUCUUCCUUUUUUCUUUCUGUCCUUUUUUCAUUCUUUCUUCCUUUCUUUCUUUCUUUCUUAUUGUUCUUUCUGUCUCUUUUUCUUUCUUAUUUUUCUUUCUUUCUUUUUUCUAUUUUUCUUUCUAUUGUUUUCUCUCCCUUUUUUCUUUUCCUCUUCUCUCUUUUUUCUGUUUUUCCUUCUAUUUUCUGUCUCUCUCUUUUUCCUUUUUCCUUUUUUUUCUUUCUCUUUCUUUUUUUUCUCUUUCUUCUUUCUUUCUCUUUCUCUUUCUUUCUUUCUUCUUUUUUCUGUUUUUCUUUUUCUUUUCUUUCUCUUUCUUUUUUUCUCUCUUUCUUCUUUCUCUCUCUCUCUCUCUUCCUUUCUUUCUUUCUCUUUUUCUUUCUUUCUUUUUUCUGUUUUUCUUUCUAUUUUCUCUCUCUCUGUUUUUCUUUUUUGUUUCUCUUUCUUUCUCUUUCUCUCUCUUCCUUUCUUCCUUCAUGCCCCUGCACAAACUCAUGCCCCUGUUUUAACCAACAUCGCCCCGCGUCUCCUUCUUUUACACACUCUCGCACACUUACCCUCACUUUCCUCGGAGUCAUUUCGGUUCAGGACUUUGUUGUUCCAUUGAUUGAACAAGACCAUCAAUAGCUUUCAAAUACAGCUACCUGUCUGAAGAGGAGCUGUGGAGCAUGAACAGCAGCACCUCAAAAGAUUUCCUGCUAAUACUCUCCUUCCCCAGGUAGCCCAGGCGCCCUGCUAUUAUUUCCAGCCUUUUGCCUUCGGCCCUUUCUCUCUCUUCUGAGGUGAGAGGGCUUUGUCGCCGCAUGAACGCAGAGCCACCAAGACACAUCGCGAAGCGGAGGGAGAAAUGUUUCCAUGGUAGCCGGCUCAAGGUUAUCAGGACAACAAUAUAAAAUGAGCCCUCCUGGGACUCAACCUCCGCUUACCAGCCCCAUUUUGCCACCAGGGCUCCUCUACAUUUCUGCUUCGCUCUUUCACGCUCGCACACAGGAGGACAGGUUGACUGGAUGGAUUUUUUCCGCUGGCUCCGCUGGGACCUGAGCACAAGAGUUGGCACCUGCAGGGGGGGAGAGGAGUCUGAAGCUUGAAGGAGAGCGAGGCGGAUGCACAGGUCUCCCAGGUUCGGUCUAAUGGCCCCGCUUGGCCCAACCUACCGCUGUUGGUCAGAUGGCCCGCUCUGCUACCAGGCAGCAGGGCCAGCGGCUUGCUUUCACAUUCACUUCAACCUGGCUUUGUCAAAGACUCUCAAUGACUUUCCAAAAAUAGGCCGGGGGGAAUUGAACAGAGAGGGAGAGGAGUGUGAAGUCAGAAAAGGUGAAACAAAAGGCUGCCUUGAGUGCGGAGGUGCAAGGAGAAGCAUAUGUUGGUUUAAUGCUCUCAUUACAGACCCUCUCUCCUGGCCUCAGAAGGGUCCUUCAAUUUACAACGAGCUGCAGAACGGAGACAAAGACAAAGAGGCGGGUUUUCAUGAGGCAGUGGCGGUAAAGGAGUGUUUACCUGCGACACUUUGAGGAGCGGCAUCAGUGAGCGGAGAUCAUCAAAACCGACUCCAACAUGCGUGUGCCCGGCAGGCGCUGUUUAUCUCCGUGUGACAGGCCGGUAUUCAAGAUGAAGAUGU
This is a messenger RNA of Xyrichtys novacula (pearly razorfish), 1773 nucleotides long. The record is from the annotation of a GenBank genome assembly. NCBI's taxonomy places the organism in Eukaryota, Metazoa, Chordata, Actinopteri, Labriformes, Labridae.